Molecule: messenger RNA, 711 nt
Organism: Penaeus chinensis
Lineage: Eukaryota; Metazoa; Arthropoda; Malacostraca; Decapoda; Penaeidae
Product: cuticle protein 7-like
Exons: 2
Coding region: 3-329 (108 amino acids)
Cellular component (GO): extracellular matrix
Source: RefSeq, a predicted model, not a curated record
CUAUGUUCCUCGCAGCGGUGGGCGUCGCGCUGGCACUCCCUCAGUACAACUCCGCCCCGGCGCCCGCGGCACCAGCUCAGUAUGGCACUUCGGAGCCCGUGGAUCCUGCAUCCUACACCUUCUCCUACGACGCCAACGACGCAGAGACGGGCAACCAGUACGGCCACGCAGAGCAGAGACAAGGACCCCAGUCUUCAGGUGAAUACCGGGUGCUGCUACCCGACGGCCGCACCCAGGUGGUUCGCUACACGGUCGAGGGGGACUCGGGUUACGUCGCCAAGGUCUCGUACGAAGGGGGUGGAGCUCCUGCCGCAGGGGGUUAUCAGUAGGACGAAAUGAUCCGAAGGAGGGGAGAGGUGUUCCGGCAGGAGGAGAGAUGUGAAGAAGGAGUGUGUAGGAGGUUUUAUGAAUAUGAUGUUAAGGAAGGUUAGGGCAGGAGGAGGACCAAUUGACAGAGAGAUGUGAGGGAGUGUGUAUGCAAAUUUACGAGGAAGAGCCCAGCUACGAUUCCAUGUCGUUGGGGGCUACUCAUUUCUCGUGAGACAUUCUAGUGUUGAUCUUUAAUGUUUGUGAAAAAUGUGUCUUUGUGAAAAAUGAAUUCAUUGUUUCUAAAAUGUUUUUUUAAAGGUAACUUGGUACUGGCGCAGGUCGCACGUGUUUUGUUUGUAACUGUUUAUAUUGUUCCUGUUAUUUGUUCAUUCUACAGUUUAG